Molecule: messenger RNA, 1027 nt
Organism: Carlito syrichta (Philippine tarsier)
Lineage: Eukaryota; Metazoa; Chordata; Mammalia; Primates; Tarsiidae
Gene: TAS2R40
Product: taste 2 receptor member 40
Exons: 1
Coding region: 39-1004 (321 amino acids)
Biological process (GO): sensory perception of taste; detection of chemical stimulus involved in sensory perception of bitter taste; G protein-coupled receptor signaling pathway
Cellular component (GO): membrane
Molecular function (GO): bitter taste receptor activity; G protein-coupled receptor activity
Source: RefSeq, a predicted model, not a curated record
GUGUGAGAACCUGAAAGUCAGAAUCAAAGAGAACGGCAAUGGUGAACACAGAUGCCACAGAUAAAGACAUAUCCAGCUUUAAGAUCACCUUCAUGUUGGUGGUCUCUGGAGUAGAGUGCAUCAUUGGCAUCCUAGGGAAUGGCUUCAUCACGACAAUCUAUGGGGCUGAGUGGGCCAGGGACAAAAGACUCCCCACUGGUGACUGUAUCCUGUUGAUGCUGAGCUUUUCCAGGCUCUUGCUACAGAUUUGGAUGAUGCUGGAGAAUAUUUACAGUCUACUAUUCCGAGUAACUUAUAACCAAAACACAGUAUAUACCCUCUUCAAAGUCAUCAUCGUAUUUCUGAACUAUUCCAACCUCUGGUUUGCUGCCUGGCUCAAUGUCUUCUAUUGUCUAAGAAUUGCAAACUUUACUCACCCUUUGUUCAUCAUGAUGAAGAGGAAAAUCAUAGCGCUGAUACCAUGGCUUGUGCGGCUGUCACUGCUGGUUUCUGUGUCCUUCAGCUUUCCCUUCUCUAAAGACGUCUUCAAUGUGUACGUGAAUAGUUCCAUUCCUAUCCCCUCCUCCAACUCCACUGAGAAGAAAUACUUCUCUGAGACCAAUGUUCUCAACCUAGCUUUUUUCUAUAACUUGGGAAUCAUCAUUCCUCUGACCAUGUUCAUCCUGGCAGCCACCCUGCUGAUCCUCUCCCUCAAGAGACACACUCUUCACAUGGAAAACAACACCACAGGCUCCAGCGACCCUAGCAUGGAGGCUCACAUGGGAGCCAUCAAAGCCACCAGCUACUUUCUCAUUCUGUACAUUUUCAAUGCAGUAGCUCUAUUUCUUUCCAUGUCCAACAUUUUUGACACUUACAGUUCUUGGAAUAUUUUGUGCAAAGUCAUCAUGGCAGCCUACCCUGCUGGUCACUCUGUGCAACUAAUCGUGAGCAACCCUGGACUGAGGAGAUCCUGGAAGCGGUUUCAGCAUCGAGUUCAUCUUUGCCUAAAAGGGCAAACUCUGUGACUGAAACCCAGGGAGGAUGAUGG